Messenger RNA from Bubalus bubalis (water buffalo), 2289 nucleotides. It is a transcript of the gene STX1A, whose product is annotated as syntaxin 1A. Gene Ontology annotation, biological process: intracellular protein transport; synaptic vesicle fusion to presynaptic active zone membrane; exocytosis. The record is from RefSeq and is a predicted model, not a curated record. The coding region runs from base 192 to 971 and encodes 259 amino acids. Lineage: Eukaryota; Metazoa; Chordata; Mammalia; Artiodactyla; Bovidae. Gene Ontology annotation, molecular function: SNARE binding; SNAP receptor activity. Gene Ontology annotation, cellular component: presynaptic active zone membrane; SNARE complex; synaptic vesicle. The transcript has 10 exons.
CUGGCGAUGCCUGGGCCUGACACCCAGGGUCCCCCCUCGCUCACCGGGGCAGCAGACAGGCCUGAGUGGUGAAGCCCAGUGCCCCCUCUGCCGACUUCUGAAGGGACUGAGGGUCUUGGAGCAAGAACAGGCAGGCCAAGGACAGCGACGAUGAUGACGACGUCGCUGUCACCGUGGACCGAGACCGCUUCAUGGAUGAGUUCUUCGAGCAGGUGGAAGAGAUCCGAGGCUUCAUUGACAAGAUCUCGGAGAACGUGGAGGAGGUGAAGCGGAAACACAGCGCCAUCCUGGCCUCCCCCAACCCUGACGAGAAGACAAAGGAGGAGCUGGAGGAACUCAUGUCUGACAUAAAGAAGACUGCAAACAAAGUCCGCUCCAAGUUAAAGAGCAUCGAGCAGAGCAUCGAGCAGGAGGAAGGCCUGAACCGCUCCUCCGCAGACCUGAGGAUCCGUAAGACACAGCACUCCACGCUGUCCCGGAAGUUCGUGGAGGUGAUGUCCGAGUACAACGCCACGCAGUCUGACUACCGCGAGCGCUGCAAGGGCCGCAUCCAGAGGCAGCUGGAGAUCACCGGCCGGACCACGACCAGCGAGGAGCUGGAGGACAUGCUGGAGAGUGGGAACCCCGCCAUCUUUGCCUCCGGGAUCAUCAUGGACUCCAGCAUCUCGAAGCAGGCCCUGAGUGAGAUUGAGACACGCCACAGUGAAAUCAUCAAGCUGGAGAACAGCAUCCGGGAGCUGCACGACAUGUUCAUGGACAUGGCCAUGCUCGUGGAGAGCCAGGGGGAGAUGAUUGACAGGAUUGAGUACAACGUAGAACAUUCGGUGGACUAUGUGGAGAGGGCCGUGUCUGACACCAAGAAGGCCGUCAAAUACCAGAGCAAGGCUCGCCGGAAGAAGAUCAUGAUCGUCAUCUGCUGUGUGGUCCUGGGCAUCGUGAUCGCCUCCACCUUCGGGGGCAUCUUUGGAUAGAAACCACCCCACCUGCCUCUCCGCUCUGGACGGUCCACCCCCAGGAGACCCCUGGCUGCUGCCCCGCCUCUGGCUCGGAGCCCUCUCCCUGCCACCCCAGACCGCUCCUUUCUCUGCCACAGGGACCCCCACUCCCACCCCGCCCUGAGCCGUCGUGUGCAUGAUCUUUGUGACAGUGUGCGUCUGUACCGAAGAGGCAGAGGGGAGCCAGGCUGGGAAAGAGCCAGCCGGGUAGGGACGGGCCAGCAAGGGACAGACUCAGGCCCAGGCCCCUCCGAUCGAGGAGGGCUGCCCCAGGGUAGUUAGCCAUGCUCCUGUCCCCCAACUUUCAGUAGUUCCACUCCAUCCCAGGGUCUGCCCGCUUCUGGAUCAAGGCUCUCUCUGGACCCCAACCUUGCCUCUUCCUGACCAGCCUACCUGCCCCGUCCUGUGUCCUCUCCAGCUGUCCGCCUGAAUGGGCACCCCCUUCUGAGGGCUGGGGACCAGCUGGCCACAUGGUGCUGCUUUUUGGUUUAGGGGAGGGGUGGCCCUAAGAGAGAGCCCAGCUCUAAGCCUCUAACAGCCAAUCACUGCCAGGGGCCGUGGCCGGGUGGCUUCUGGCCGAGUCAAGACCCGGCUUCCUCCCCUACCUGGGGGCAGAGUCCCAACAGGUCUUCGGCUGCCUCAGCCUCCCUCCUUCCCUAGUUCCUCCAGCCCCCAGAGGGCUAUAGCUGACCCAGGGAACAUUCUGGAAGAGGCUGACCAGGGGCCUGGUCUCCUGCCCUUGGAGCUAGGGCAGCAGGGCAGGCCCUAGUCGGGCCUCUGCACUGGCGAAGCCCAUGCCCGGGCCAUCAGCUCUCCCCGGGUUGGGUCCUCAAGCCAUUGUGUGUCGCAUGUGUGGGACAGUGGUCCCGGCUCUCCUGUGCUCGAGAAGUCAGUGUCACUUCAGGCCUGCAAUCUUGUCCCACCCUUGCUGCCUGCCCCCCGUCCCCACCACGUGGGUGUUGGAUGUCUCGGAUGCAGUAUUCAGCCAGGGAGGGGGCACCUCCCUUCUCCCCACCGGCCCAGGACUUCUCAAGUCUGAAACGUGCUCCCCGCCCAGAAGCCCUCUUCCUCGACAGGCAAGGAGCGUGCAUGCGUGCGCAUGCAGCGAGGGCCGGGGCCAGGCCUGUGCCCCACCCGCCCUCCGCCUCGCUCCUGCCCAGUGCCUGUGACCGCUGUCUGUGUUGCCUUCUUGAACAGCGACUCCCCACCCCACCCGACCCCUCACCAAAGGUCUUGGUACAACCAGCUGCCCAUUUUGUGAAGUUUUUAUGUAGAAUAAACAUUUGUAUCUGUA